AGGCAGCCCACGGCGCGCGGGCGGCUCACCUUCGAGCGCGGCGCUAGUGCGCGCGCUCGAGCGCGCGCCUUCGUCCACCACCACCGCGUGCGAGGCUACCCGCGGCCGCCGCCAUGGCUGCGGGUGCCUGGUCGGCUGGAGCGGUGCCCGCGGCUGCGCGACCGAGGCGGGCGCUGCUGGCGGCGCUCGCCACGGCGUGCGCGUGGGUGCCGCCCGCCGCGGGCGCGGGCGGGGACGCGCUCUUUGCGCUGGCGGGCAGCAGGGAGCUGGGCGACGUGACCUGCGACAUGGACACGGUGCAGGGCGCCAACAUCCACCAGCUGCACCCGAUCCUGCACGACCUGGUGAAUACCACGUUCUUCAGGCUCUUUCGCGUAUCCGUGGUUCCCGCGUGCCCCUUCUGGCAGAAGGCCUCAGCGGAGGAGGAGGACGAGCACGCGGGCGGUGCCACCUGCAGCGGCGGUGGUCUGGGCUUCGGCGCUCCUGGAGCGUUCACGUUCGGUGCCAGUGCCACGGAAGCCCCCGAUGUGCCUUGCGGCAUCGACUCCGAGGAGCCAGCCAUCGACGCUGGCGGCGGCGAUCCGGAACUCGAUAUGUCCAUGACCGCGGCUGAGCAGAUCGCCUCCAGCACCCGCGACAACUUGAGCGAAUCGGAGUGCGAGUUCGAGGAGGACUUGCCAAGUUACUGGAUGGACAUGACCUCCUGCGACAGCGCCAAGGGCGGGGAGCUGGAGGAUGUAAAUCUCAUCAAGAACCCCGAGCGGAACACUGGGUACAACGGCUCCCACAUCUGGGAGGCCAUGUACCAGGAGAAUUGUUUCGAGGUGGGAAGCUCCCUGCCACGGGGACGCUUCGCGACCACGCACGAGGACAGCGGCAUGUGCUACGAGGAGCGGGUGCUGUACCGGCUGCUGAGCGGCUGGCACGCGUCCACUACUCUGUCCGUGGUGAAGAGUUUCUACGCCCCGGGCACCAAGGAGAAAGGCGCCUGGGCCCCGAACCUGGACCGCUUCAUGACAGACAUCGGCCAGCACCCAGAGAGGGUCAAGAACCUCCAUUUCUCCUUCGUCGUGAUGCUGAGGGCCGUCAAAAAGGCCGCCCCCUUUCUGCAGACGUACCCGUAUGCCACUGGCAGCAUGAAUGACGACAACCAGACGAAGAGCCUCGUGAACCGGCUCCUGGAUUCGCAGGUGCUCUCCUUAUGUUCCCCGCUCUUCGACGCCUUCGACGAGACCCGGCUCUUCGGGGAAGGCGCCUCGUCCCAGCAAAGGAGCCAGUUGAAGCGGCAGUUCAAGUCCGUCUUCAAGAAUAUCACAGUGCUGGUCGAUUGUGUACAGUGCCAGCGGUGCCGCCUCCACGCGAAGGUUUUCUCCCUCGGCCUUGGCUCCGCGCUGAAGAUCCUGCUGACGCCCCCGCACCUCAUUGCCAUGAGCACCACGCGGGACGAGGUGGUCGCCAUGGUCCACACGCUCUGGAAGUUGUCCGAGGCGAUGGAGGACGCCCGGGUUCUCACCGAGCGCUAUUACCAAGAGCGCGAGGCCAGCACGCGGCCCAGUCCCAGUCAGGGAGCGGCGGCGCCAGCGCCUGCCGCCCCGCCGCGCGUGGCUGCGCCGCCGCCGCCGCCCGCGGGCAGCGUGGGGGCCGGGUCGCGCCUCGAGCUGCUGGACGCCGCGCUUGGGGCGGUACGCGCGGCAGCACACGCUGGGGCGCUGUCGGCUGCCGAGGAGUUCGAGGUGCUCCGGUCACUGGUCGUGCGCCCAGCGAGCGACGAGGUGCUGUUGCUCGCAAGGCACUACGCCGCCGCGCGCCCGGAACUCUUCGUGGCCCUCGCCCGGGAGGCCGCGGCUGCCGCGCCAGCAGCCGCAGCGCUGCCCGCAGGUCCGCUGGGGUCUCCCGAGAAUCCAGCGGACGCGGUGGUGGUGGGCGGGGGUCUCGCCGGUAUGGUGGCGACCCUGACGCUGCUAGACCGCGGUGCGCGGGUGGUGCUGGUGGACAAGCAGCCCUAUUUGGGAGGCAACUCUGGGAAGGCGUCCUCGGGCAUCAACGCCGCGAUCGACACCUCCGUGGAGUCGCUCGUCAGCGAUACCACGAGGAGCGCCGGGUCGCUGGUGAGGGAGGUGCUGAUAGAGAAGCUUGCGAAGGACUCUGCGGCCGCAGUCUCGUGGUUGAGAGAUCGCACGGGUGUCGACCUUUCCAUGCGGUCCCAGCUCGGCGGCCACACCGCCAAGCGCACGUUGCGGCCCUCGAACGCCUUCGUGGGUGCCGAGAUCACCUUCGCGGCUGGGGAGAUCCUGAAGAAGGCCGCCGCGGAGUCGCCAGGGCAUCUCCGCAUGCUCUCCAAGGCCAAGCUGACCCGUGCUGCCCAGGGGGGCCAUGGCUGGCGUGCUACCGUGGAGACGAACGGCACAGAGGCUGUGAUCGAGGGAGCCGCUCUCAUCAUCGCCUCGGGCGGCUUCGGGCACGACUCCAAGGAGGCGGAGAGCCUCCUGCUCCUGCACCGGCCCGACCUCGCCGACUUCCCCACGACCCUGGGGGCUCAGACCACGGGCGACGGCGUAAAGAUCGCGAGGGACCUGGGCGCGCGCCUCGUGGACAUGGACAGGGUGCAGCUGCACCCGACGGGCUUUGUGGACCCGCAGAAGCCCCAGGAGACCACCAAGACACUGGGCGCGGAACUGUUGCGCGGCGUGGGGGGGCUGCUGCUUGACAGGCAUGGCAGGAGGUUCACGGACGAGCUGGGCACCCGGCAAGCCGUUGUCGACGCGGAGUUGGAGGCCGCCAAGGCGGGGCUGGACCUCGCAGCGCCGCAUCCGGCCCGGACGUUUUCCAUCGUGCUGAACGGGAAGGCGGCGCGGAUGGCAGACCGCCACGCGACUCUCUACAGCCACAAGGGACUGCUGGUGAGGGUGCAGGGCAUCGACGGCCUGGCGGGGAGGCUCGGCGUGCCCGCCAGCAACCUGCGCGAGACCUUCGCGGAGUACAACGCCGCGGCCGAGGCGGGCCGCGACCGCUUUGGCCGCACCGUGUUCCCAGAGGGCCACUGGCCGGUCGAGCCGGACGAGGACUUCUACGUGGGGCAGAUCACCCCGGUGAUCCACUACACGAUGGGCGGCAUCGCCAUCGACGCCGAGGCCCGCGUGCUCCGAGAUGCGGACGGUGCCCCCAUGCCCGGGCUCUACGCCAUCGGCGAGGCCAGCGGCGGGGUGCACGGGAACAACCGCCUGGCGGGCAACUCGCUGCUCGAGUGCACCGUCUUCGGCCGCCAGGUGGGCCUGUCGCUGCCCAUCGCCUCGGCGGGCGCGCCCCCGCAGCCAGCGCCCGGGGGCAGCCGGGAACCGCCGGCGGCCCCCGCCGAGGAGCCGGCGCCCGCGCAGCCGGAGCAGGCGGGCUCGCGGCAGAUUACGCGGGAGGAGCUGAGUCGGCACGCCGGCAGGGAGAAGGGCAAUUGGGUUGCUCUGUACGGCAAGGUGUACGAGCUCGCAGAUUACGUGGAAGAGCACCCUGGCGGCGAGGAGGCGAUCACGGACGUGGCGGGCAUUGACGGGACAGAAAAAUUCGCCGCCGUGCACAACAAGGAGCUCUUGGAGUCCAUGGGGUUCACUCCCCUGGGAGUCCUCGUCGACUGACUCCCUCACGCGGGCUCGCGGCCUGACCAGACGUGGCCGCGUCCGCCCAGCAUGGUGUGCCGAGCCCUCAGCAGGGCCGGCCCGUAGUAUCGCCCCCGCCGCGUCGGCCGGUGGCGCCAUGGUGGCACAGGCCAUGGUCGCCCCCCGUUUUCCUCUCGCGGCUGUCGCCGCGAUCUCCUUGCAUGACGUGCCGCAGCCUUCACGGCGACUCGCCUGCACGCUCCGGCUAUCAAAGCCAGCCCCCCCCCGUCGGACUGCUCCCGCGUUGCCCCGAUUCCCCCCCGGCCCUGGCUCUUGUUCCGCAGAAUUGCUAGGAUUUUUCCGCCACCUCCACCUGAUGUGCCCGCCGACCCCAGGGAAGCCAAUAGUGUUCGCAGAGGCGGCGGGACGAAAGACCCUGACAUCAGCGCUGCCCGCCAGUGUCAGAGCACGAAAAUAGAA
Prorocentrum cordatum is the source of this 4067-nucleotide messenger RNA. NCBI's taxonomy places the organism in Eukaryota, Dinophyceae, Prorocentrales, Prorocentraceae. The record is from the annotation of a GenBank genome assembly.